Molecule: messenger RNA, 1051 nt
Organism: Cynara cardunculus var. scolymus (artichoke)
Lineage: Eukaryota; Viridiplantae; Streptophyta; Magnoliopsida; Asterales; Asteraceae
Product: peptidyl-prolyl cis-trans isomerase CYP21-1-like
Exons: 7
Biological process (GO): protein folding; protein peptidyl-prolyl isomerization
Cellular component (GO): intracellular membrane-bounded organelle
Molecular function (GO): peptidyl-prolyl cis-trans isomerase activity
Source: RefSeq, a predicted model, not a curated record
ACAAUUACGAUGCGAUGGACUUCAUUUAGUCAACUGGGACAAUUCUUCAAACACCUGGCAUGUGAAACUAAAAUCUCCUGCGUAUGUGAUCAAGAUUCAAGAAGACGAAUUAAUAUACGAAACCGACAACAGAUCCAUCGGUUUUACGUGAUCUCAUAAUCACCCAAUUAACCGGAGGAUUUAAGGAGUAGAGAACCAUCCCCAUCGCUUCAAUACAACAGCUUAACAAGAAUCGAUUCCACUGACAGUCAUGGUGGACUGCUGGUAGUGGGGUCUGAUCUUUUUUGAAGUUAGGUCGGUGGGGGUUUCAUGAUUCUUGAAGAAAUAUUGUUAGAUAUUGCUGAAUUCAUUUGGUUUUUCUUUUGAGAUUGGAUGAAUGUAUGAGAAAGAAGAAGAAUCUGAAUCAGAGAUGGGUCGAGAGAUCUGGAAUCUAUUACGGCCGCGAUUCCUUGUUAUCUUCUUGAUCGGUUCAGUUUUCGUCUUCCUCGCUUUCUCGUCAUUCUCUCAACAGGAGGAARAUACGAUGGAAGAGGUGCAUGAAAUUACCCAUAGAGCAUUUCUUGAUGUUGAUAUUGAUAAGCAACGAUUAGGAAGAAUUGUUAUUGCAUUGUAUGGUGAAGUUGUACCAAAAACUGUUGAAAACUUUCGAGCUCUGUGCACAGGGGAACUGGGCAAGGGUUCGAGUGGUAAACCACUACACUAUAAGGGAACGCCUUUCCAUCGUAUAAUACCUGGUUUCAUGAUUCAAGGUGGAGAUACUGUCUAUGGCAACGGGAGAGGAAAUGAAUCCAUCUAUGGUGGAGUUUUUCGUGACGAAAAUUUUAAGAUCAAGCAUUCACACGCAGGCAUGGUGGCCAUGGUGAAUUCAGGUCCAGAUUCUAAUGGUGCGCAGUUCUUCAUCACCACAGUUAAGGCCUACUGGUUGGACGGGGAACAUGUGGUGUUUGGAAAAGUGAUUGAAGGCAUGGAUACGGUGUAUGCAAUCGAAGGGGGAGCCGGUACUUACAGCGGAAAACCCAGAAAAAAGGUGGUGAUUGCUGAUUCGGGUGAA